AUGCGUUCCACCGGCUCUCGAACAGCCCUGGCGAUGCUGGCGACAAACUCCGCUUCCCCGAUUCCGUUCUUCCACCUUCUCGAGCGCCUGAAGACCACCAAGCGGGAAGGCUGGCGCCGCUUCGGUAUCACAGCAGGCGAAUCGAUCUCAGACCAUAUGUACCGUAUGUCAGUGAUGACAAUGCUCGCCCCGCCCUCGCUCGCUCCGCGACUCAAUCUGCCCCAUUGCAUGAAGAUGGCUCUCAUCCACGACAUGGCUGAAUCGCUGGUCGGCGACAUCACCCCAGUGGACAACGUGGACAAGCAAGAGAAGGCACGCCGCGAAGCCGACGUGAUGAACUACAUCACCAAGAACCUGCUGGGAGGUGUUCCUGGUGGGAUGUUGACCGGAGAUGAGGUUAUGAAGGUGUUCCAGGAGUAUGAAGAUAACGAGACGCUGGAAGCCAAGUACGUACACGAUAUCGACAAGAUGGAGCUUCUCCUGCAGAUGGUUGAAUAUGAGCGUACCCACGACCUCGAUCUGUCUGAAUUUUGCCACGUCGCGAACCGUGUCCAGCUGCCGGAAAUCAAGGAAUGGGCGGCGACAGUGCUCCAGGAGCGGGAGGCUUUCUGGAAGAAGAAGGCCGCCAAUGGAGUUCAAGCAUAA
Messenger RNA from Aspergillus oryzae RIB40, 645 nucleotides. Its product is annotated as HD domain-containing protein. The transcript is spliced from 2 exons. Gene Ontology annotation, molecular function: 5'-deoxynucleotidase activity. Gene Ontology annotation, cellular component: cytoplasm. The coding region runs from base 1 to 645 and encodes 214 amino acids. The record is from RefSeq and is a predicted model, not a curated record. Lineage: Eukaryota; Fungi; Ascomycota; Eurotiomycetes; Eurotiales; Aspergillaceae.